Brassica rapa (field mustard) is the source of this 1826-nucleotide messenger RNA. Its product is annotated as cytochrome P450 71A23-like. Gene Ontology annotation, molecular function: iron ion binding; heme binding; oxidoreductase activity, acting on paired donors, with incorporation or reduction of molecular oxygen. The record is from RefSeq and is a predicted model, not a curated record. NCBI's taxonomy places the organism in Eukaryota, Viridiplantae, Streptophyta, Magnoliopsida, Brassicales, Brassicaceae.
UAUAUAAAAAGCAAAAAAAUCAUGUCAAUUUUCUUAGGUGUCAUACCAUAUUGAGAGAUUCCCUUAGCUUUUAUAUAUAGAUUUUGAGAGAAUUAUAUUGAAUCAAAAAUAGAAGAAAAUUUGACUGGCCCGUGGUAACGUAACGUGCAGAAACUUGGAUUAUAUAUUAAGUCCACAAGAAGAACACAAAGAUCACGAGAAACACUUGAAGAAUCCAAGUUACAAAAUAUGGUCAUGAUACUUCUCUUGUGCUUGAUAUUUUUCAUUACCAUUCUCUUCUUCAUAAAACAGAGGGCAUGGAAGAAAAGCAACACAAUCCCAUCGCCACCGGGACUUCCGUUGAUCGGAAACAUGCACCAGCUUGGCCAAUAUCCCCACCAAUCACUACGCUCCCUCAGCCAGCAUUACGGACCUUUCAUGCUCCUUCACUUUGGCACUGUCCCCGUUCUUGUAGCCUCUUCUGCGGACGCUGCUAGAGACAUUUUGAAGACGCACGACCGCGUCUUUGCGAGUCGUCCACAUUCCAAAAUCUACGACAAGCUUCUUUACGGGAGCCGUAAUUUGGCCUCAGCCCCGUACGGAGAGUAUUGGAGACAAAUGAAGAGCCUGAGUGUCCUCCAUCUUCUCAGCAACAAAAUGGUACGAACCUUUCGAGACGUGAGACAAGAAGAGAUCAGUCUGAUGAUGGAAACGAUCCGGAAACAGGGUUCUUCCCCUAUGAAUCUAAGCAAGAUCAUGAUGACUUGUACUAGCGAUGUUAUAUGUAGAGUUGCUUUGGGAAGGAAAUACGGUGCUGAAACAGAUUUAAAAGAGUUGACGGACAGGCUCGUGCGGCAAUUGGGUACCUUUACUUUCGGGAGUUUUGUACCGUGUCUUUCAUGGAUUGAUUGGAUUUGCGGUUUGGAGCGUCAGCUGGAGAAGACGGCAAACGAUUUUGAUGAGAUAUUGGAGAAAGUCGUUCAGGAUCAUGAAGAUGGAGACGGUGGUAAGGCUGAUUUCGCAGAUGUUUUACUCGCCCUUCAGAGAGACAAGAGUGUGGGGUUUGAGGUCAGCCGAAUGAGCAUAAAGGCAAUCAUCUUGGAUGCUUUUGUGGGUGGUACAGACACAUCCUCCACGCUUUUGGAAUGGGAAAUGUCAGAGCUUUUAAGUCACCCAGAGUGUCUGAAAAGACUUCAAGAAGAAGUCCGUACCGUUAGUAAAGGAAAAUCAAGCGUAUCAGAAGACGACAUCCAAGACAUGUACUACUUAAAAGCUGUGAUCAAAGAGACACUCAGGCUACAUCCUCCAUUUCCAUUGACGGUUCCUCAUGUAUCAACAGAAGAUGUCAACCUAAGAGGUUACCACAUACCAGCCGGCACACAGGUUAUGAUCAAUCUUUAUGCGGUCGGGAGAGAGGUUGCAACAUGGGGACCAGAUGCGGAUGACUUUAAACCGGAGAGGCAUUUAAAUUCGCCUGUUGAUUUCUUAGGUCAGGAUUUUGAGCUGAUUCCAUUUGGAGCAGGGAGAAGAAUGUGCCCAGGGAUAUCGUUUGCUGCGGUGUUGAAUGAGGUGGCUUUGGCUAACUUAAUGCUUGGAAUUGAUUGGCAGUCCACAGAAGAUCAGACAGAGAAUCAUGUUCCUGAAUCAAUCGGUGUUGUGAUUCGCCGCAUGUUCCCUCUUAUCGUCACUGCGUCUCCUGCUUUUUGAUUAAGGCAUUAUAUAUGAUAAAUGCCUACUAUUAUGUUAUGUUUACAAAUAGAAAUUGUUCUCUCAUAUGAACGUUGCACUUCUAAAGAGAUGUUUAAGAUUUAAGGUUUUGAGUUUUUAUAACUAAUUAAGAACGCCAA